AUGCAGAAGCUGCGUGGAGAUUCUCACGAGUCUGAUGCUCAGAAGACCGAGCGGGAAUGCGGCGCUGUUACUUUGGCACGCCACCGGAUUGCCUUGCAGAAGCUCAGAUCUGAGCUCGCAGAAGCUCAGGCGAAGCAGAAGGAGGCCUCCGCCGCAGAGCGUUUGGCCCUCCAGGAUGGGCAGGGGUUCAAGCGCCUGCUGACCACGAGCUAUUCUUCUGCACUGAUCUCCGGUGCGAUUGCGGGCUCGACCACAGAGGUGAUCCUGUAUCCCCUCGACUGUUUAAAGACUCGCAGGCAAAGCUGCUGUGCUUCUCCAACAAGGGGACUGCAGUUGUACCGCGGCUGUGGCAUAGCACUUGCAGGCGCUGCAACCGCAUCGGCUGUCUUCUUUGUGACAUAUGAGUGUAUGAAGAACAGGCUCCGCUUGGGGGAGACGUCGGAGCGCUCCGGGAAGCUCAGUGGCCUGCGGUUCACCUGCAGUGUCAUGGGAGCGUCCGUCGCCGGAGAAUUGGCGGCAUCAGUGGUGCGGGUGCCGGUGGACUUGAUGAAGCAGCGAUUGCAGACUGGAUGUUUGGCCUUGCCCCUCAGCAGCUCCAUCAUUUUGGCGUCAUUCCAGGCCACCGCUCUGCGGGACGCAUGCCAGAGGUUGGCCCUGCGUCAUUGGCCCAGCUCGGGUUGUCUUCAGUAUCCGCUGUAUGAAUGCUUCAAAAUCGCUGCCAGCAAAUGGGUCUCGCAAGGGGAUGCAGAACAUCUUCCAGUGGGGGUGGCCGCAGUAUGUGGCAGUGCUGCGGGCUUGAUCUCCGCUACGUUCACCACUCCUUUCGACCUGCUCAAGACGCGCGUGAAUUUGAGGAGGAGCAAGGGCGACCGCACAGAGACCAAGAUGAAGGAGUUGCUUUUCGAUGAAGUUGCUCGAGUCUAUCGGUGCAAUGGCUGGCGUGGAUUCUUCGUCGGCGCCGGCUUCAGGGCGGCUUGGAUGUCCUUGGGAGGCUUUGUCUUUCUUGGGUCUUUCGAGCUGGCCAAAAGCAGCCUGGACUCGAUGCGCACAAUGUGA
Durusdinium trenchii is the source of this 1056-nucleotide messenger RNA. The record is from the annotation of a GenBank genome assembly. Lineage: Eukaryota; Dinophyceae; Suessiales; Symbiodiniaceae.